Molecule: messenger RNA, 1424 nt
Organism: Pseudoliparis swirei
Lineage: Eukaryota; Metazoa; Chordata; Actinopteri; Perciformes; Liparidae
Gene: atg3
Product: autophagy related 3
Exons: 9
Coding region: 57-731 (224 amino acids)
Biological process (GO): autophagosome assembly; nucleophagy; autophagy of mitochondrion
Cellular component (GO): cytoplasmic ubiquitin ligase complex; cytosol
Molecular function (GO): Atg8-family ligase activity
Source: RefSeq, a predicted model, not a curated record
AGGACAAACAGUUCCUCCUGACGCGCAACGUUCCGUGUUACAAGCGUUGUAAACAGAUGGAGUAUUCAGAUGAGCUGGAGGCCAUCAUAGAGGAGGAUGAUGGAGACGGAGGCUGGGUGGACACCUACCACAACUCAGGUGUGUUAGGAGUCACGGACGCUGUGGGAGAGAUCGCCCUGGACAACAGUAAGGACAAGAACAUCAACGCCACAUCUGCAGCUUAUGGGGAUGAUGAUGAGGAUGAAGAUGGAGAAGCAGCCGAUAUGGAAGAGUACGAGGAGAGCGGCCUGCUGGAGACGGACGAGGCGACCUUGGACACCAGGAAGCUGCUGGAGGUCAAAGUGGACCCUGGCAGUGAGGACUUCAUCCUGCAGACCAGAACCUACGACCUCUACAUCACCUACGACAAGUACUACCAGACGCCCCGCCUCUGGCUCUUUGGAUACGACGAGGACCGGCAGCCCCUGAGUGUGGACCAGAUGUACGAGGACAUCAGCCAGGACCACGUGAAGAAGACGGUCACCAUCGAGAACCACCCCCACCUGCCUCCUCCCGCCAUGUGCUCCGUCCACCCCUGCAGACACGCCGAGGUGAUGAAGAAGAUCAUAGAGACGGUGGCCGAGGGGGGCGGAGAGCUGGGAGUGCACAUGUACCUUCUAAUCUUCCUCAAGUUCGUCCAGGCCGUCAUUCCUACGAUAGAAUAUGACUACACGAGACACUUCACCAUGUAGCUCCACUCUACUGAUGCAUCAUGGGACAUCUUCUCUUCUGCCCGUGUGGAGGUUCUAUCAGGUCCGGUCUGGUCCGUGUUUCUAUAACUCAAAGACACUUUGCGUGGUGAACGUUGGCUGUGAGACGACUGUGUUAAAGGAACAGUCUGACAUUUAGGAGAUGGACUUGUUGUCUAUGAAAGAGUCAGAUGAAGAUCUGGAUAUGUUUGAUCUGGAUCUCCAUGUGUAGCUAUGUGUGUUUUGCUAUAUGUGUAGCUAUGCGUGUUGCUAUAUGUGUAGCUACGCGUGUUGCUACGUGCCUAGCUACGUGUGUAGCAGGUCUAGCUGUGGCAUAAAGAACUGCAUUAUUUUCAUCUGUUAAAAACAACGUUGGAUAUAUUUGUAACUAACUUGUGGUUGAAUAGUGUUUUUCACUGGCAAAAUUCUUCUUGCGUCCCUUGCUAAGCUAAGCUAGGCUAACCACAGCCUGGGCUCUGACAUCUCUUCAUCUGACUCUAAGCCUUCAGACAGCUCCGUCCCAACUGUUGGCCUGUACUCGAUGUUUACUAUCGUGACCUCAUCGCGGUGACCUCAUCGUGGUGACCUCUCAACCGUCUCGUCAGUACCACGUAGAUGCUCUUCAUUAAACUCUUCCACACUGCUUCGCUGUUUGAAAUGUUUUUAAAAAGCCAAUUAAACCUGUUGUGUCCGCUU